AUGACUGGUGCCGUUCAACAGUUUGUCUCCUCUGAGUUUCUAGCAAAAAAAAAAUACAUUUUUCUGAUUUUUGUUUCACUCAAUGAAAUGAAAGAUCUUGGUGCAGUUAAUGUUGAAGGAUCCGAUGGAUCAGCAAAGAACUGCUUAUUAUGCAAACUGAAAUUCUUUGAGAAUUUGAGAUCACUCAAUAAGGAAGCCUCGAAUAAUAACAAUCUACCAACAAUAGAUAUGUCAACUGCAGCGAGCAAUAGCUACAAUAACAAAAUAACUGGCCAAGAUUGCACGCCGUGCAAAAUGACUGGAGGUAUUAUAGCUUUGAGUGCGGGCUACUUUUCAAUAAGCAAAGCUGUACAACUACAAAAAGCGGUAACAAGUGGUCCACCAAGGAAGAAAGCAGUAGCAUUAGGCGUAACAGGCAUAGGUAAAAGGGAUCAGGGAGCUUGUGCUUUGCAAAAGCCGGAUGUAAUCUUGACUUCUCACAAACUAUAUGUCUUCAACUCAAUAUACUACAGUUUGUGUUUCUGCUGGUUUAUAUCGUCUGCUUGUAUAAUACAGACAAAUCGGUUAGGUAUGGACAAAGUGACAGCUUUGUUGAGCAGCUUUGAAAAGAACCUUCCUUAG
Messenger RNA from Mycotypha africana, 621 nucleotides. RefSeq lists its product as uncharacterized. The record is from RefSeq and is a predicted model, not a curated record. Bases 1 to 621 code for a protein of 206 amino acids. Lineage: Eukaryota; Fungi; Mucoromycota; Mucoromycetes; Mucorales; Mycotyphaceae. The transcript has 2 exons.